GGUCUCAAAGUAUUAUUUGGACGGUGUCUACUUCAAUUCCGAUCACCGGAAUUGGCGAGUCGCCGCAGCCUUUUGACUUGAUACUUGCAUUCAGCUCGCAACGACGAUAACGAUGCCCCGGCUACAGAUUCUCCAACACAAAUCGUACCAUCCUUACUUGGAAAAGAACAAGCAACGCGUUCGAGAAGACGAGGCGAGAGCCGCAGCAGAAGAGCUCGCCAAUGAGCAGAGACGAGUUGAUGCGGAAGCAAGCGGUCGCCUUGACCUGCUUCGUCGUCGCGCUGGAUCGCCUUCGUUGGACGACAACCUUCCUUCCACCUCGUCCUCGCGUCCUGGUGAAUCAAGUCUGCUAGAAAGACAUCGAAAAGCCAAAGCAAAGGCUGAAAAGGAGGAACGAAAGAGGAAGGAGCGACUAGACUUUGACUUUCCCUCAGAGACUGCCAGAAAGGCCAGAGAUGGGAGGAGAGAAGCGGAUGGGUACGAUGUCGAUGGUGAUGGAAGAGAAGCGAUCAAGUGGGAAUCUGGCGGUCAUGUCAAUUUCUUCACGGAUAUAGAAAAGAGCGAGGCUGGACCGUCUCUCGCUGAGAUGGCAAAGAAAAAGGACAAAGACAAGGAAGAUCCUUACACAAUGUACCUUGCCAGACCGGAUAAAGAAACCAAGCCUUGGUACUCGGACAAGGACCUAAGGCGUAUAGAGGAAUGGGAGUCGGGCGAUCAAGCGGAAGAGAGAAGAGCAAGGGACAGGCGCAAAGACCAACGGUCGAAAUCUCGCAAUGACCCUCUGACGCACAUCACCUCGCUCUUAUCUACGCACUCUAGUACCGCGCAGAAGAAGCCGCACGUCAGAGUCCCGCCACCUGGGAGCGAUCCUCAGACCGCACGAAUGGCCAGGGAGCAAUCAGAGCGUCAGCGGGCCUUGGCACUCAUUGCAAAGACAAAAGCUCAGACUCAAAACCCUUGGGAUAGCACGCCGAGUACAGUCGUCGGCAGAAAUUGGUCAGACGAUUUCGAACGGGAGAAGGAUAGAGCUGGUCGAAGGUACUUUACUGGCGGACAAUAUGACACGCCCGAGAGGAGACGAAGGGGAAGUCGAUGAGCCUAUGGAACUCGCGCAGUGGUUGCGGAUGCACCUUUCUGCCGUGGAACGACUGGGUUCUGUAUAUCACGGCUCCAGCGUUCCCCUGCCAUGCAGAACCUGUUUGUCCUUAUGCAGAACCUGUUCGUCCUUACGUAGUGUAUGGCUCGGUCGCCCUGCCCCUUGCGAGAUCGGGGCAGGGGCACAAUUCUCGAGGCUCCGACAAUGCCUUCCGGGAUGGCGCCGCCACGUGUCCACAAUAUUCCGUGACG
Molecule: messenger RNA, 1347 nt
Organism: Kockovaella imperatae
Lineage: Eukaryota; Fungi; Basidiomycota; Tremellomycetes; Tremellales; Cuniculitremaceae
Exons: 5
Coding region: 113-1096 (327 amino acids)
Source: RefSeq, a predicted model, not a curated record